Messenger RNA from Dichotomopilus funicola, 1395 nucleotides. RefSeq names its product SRP40, C-terminal domain-containing protein. NCBI's taxonomy places the organism in Eukaryota, Fungi, Ascomycota, Sordariomycetes, Sordariales, Chaetomiaceae. The transcript has a single exon. Bases 1 to 1395 code for a protein of 464 amino acids. The record is from RefSeq and is a predicted model, not a curated record. Gene Ontology annotation, cellular component: nucleoplasm; nucleolus.
AUGGUCGGAACCAAGAAGCAGAAGACCGGCGGGUCUAAGAAAGCGACCGGGCCCGUCGCCGAGCCGCCGGCGCAGCUCAUGGACCUAGUUGAAUCAUUCCUCUCCGAUCACGAUUUCUCCGACGCCCACCGUGAAUUCUCGAAGCAGCGCGCUAAGAAAGGCUGGAAAAAGGGCGACAAAUCCGCCCACCACUCCCUUGUCACGGUCUUUCAGAGCUGGGAGACGUCCGGAAAAGGCGCCAAUGUUGCCGCCGAGGUAGUCACUGCCGUCAAUGACGAGAGCAGCGAGAGCAGCGAGAGCAGCAGCGAUUCGGACUCCUCUGACAGCGAGAGUGAGGAUGAUGCCGACGUUGAAAUGAAGGACGCCGCUGGGGAGGAAGCUUCGAGCUCGGAUUCGAGCAGCAGCAGCAGCAGCAGCAGCAGCAGUGAGAGCGAAAGCGAGAGCAGCGACAGUGACAGCGACAGCGACAAGGAAGACGAGAAGAAGCCCGCGAAACCCGCUCCCGCACCGAAGACUCCCGUGAACCCUCUCAAGCGUAAGGCGGCUUCCGAGAGCAGCGACUCUUCGGAUUCUGACUCCGAUUCCGAUUCGAGCUCCGACGAGGAGGCUCCCGCCCUUAAGAAGCAAAAGACCGCCGCCGCGCCCGCUGCGGAUUCGUCGUCGUCAGAAUCCUCCGACUCGUCGUCUUCCGAGUCCGAGUCCGAUUCCAGCUCCGAUUCCGAUUCCGACUCCGACUCCGACUCCGAAGAAGAGCCCGCGCCCGCGCCCAAGAAGGCCGAGGCGAAAAAAGAAGUUAAGGAUGCCUCUUCCUCUGAGUCGUCGGAAUCAGACUCGUCUUCUUCUGAGUCAGAUUCCGACUCUGAUUCCGAUUCCGAGGACGAAGCUGAGGAGGCGGCUAAGGUCCCUCUCCCCGACUCGGGCUCAGAGUCCGAUUCCUCCAGCAGCUCUUCGUCUGAGUCGUCCUCCGACUCCGAUUCAGACUCGGACUCAGAGAAACAGACCAAGACCAAAGCCGUCAAGACCGAAUCUUUCGCCCCAGCCGCUUCCGACUCCUCAGCGACACUCGACCGCUCCUCGCCCAAAGUCUUCCCCGUUGACACAUUCGCUCCGCUCCCGCCGGACCCAGUUACGUUCAAGGCCAACAACCGUGGCAAGGGCAAUGGAAACGGCAAGCUGAACCAGCCCUUCUCGCGAAUUGACCGCAGCCUCGAAGUCGAUCCCCGCUUCCAGUCCAAUGCCUUUGCCGGGCACGACUGGGGCCGUAAAGCCCACGAAGACCUGAUCGUCACGCGCGGCAAGGGAUUUACCAAGGAGAAGAACAAAAAGAAGAAGGGUAGCUACCGCGGCGGCAGAAUUGAUACCUUUGCCGUGGGUGGUAUCAAGUUCGAUGACUAA